AUGAGUUCCUGCUUCGUGCCGAACGGGGCCAGCCUGGAGGAUUGCCAUUCCAACCUCUUCUGCCUGGCUGAUCUAACUGGGAUUAAAUGGAAGCGAUAUGUAUGGCAGGGUCCAACAUCUGCCCCCAUUCUCUUCCCGGUCACAGAAGAAGACCCUAUUUUGAGCAGCUUCAGCCGCUGUCUGAAGGCAGAUGUACUCAGUGUUUGGCGCCGAGACCAGAGACCGGGACGCAGGGAGCUAUGGAUAUUUUGGUGGGGUGAUGACCCCAACUUUGCUGACCUUAUUCAUCAUGAUCUCUCAGAAGAGGAAGAUGGUGUUUGGGAGAAUGGACUUUCAUAUGAAUGUCGCACUCUGCUUUUCAAAGCCGUUCACAACCUGUUGGAGAGGUGUCUGAUGAACAGAAAUUUCGUACGCAUUGGGAAGUGGUUUGUGAAGCCUUAUGAGAAAGAUGAGAAACCUAUAAACAAAAGCGAGCACUUGUCCUGCUCAUUCACCUUCUUCUUACAUGGAGAUAGCAAUGUUUGCACCAGUGUGGAGAUCAGUCAGCAUCAACCUGUGUACCUGCUCAGUGAAGAACACCUCACUCUUGCCCAGCAGUCGAACAGCCCUUUUCAAGUUAUUCUGAGUCCCUUUGGAUUAAAUGGCACGCUCACAGGGCAGUCAUUCAAGCUUUCCGAUUCAUCAACAAAAAAGCUUAUUGGUGAAUGGAAACAAUUCUAUCCUGUCACAUCCAACUUGAAGGAGGGAUUUGAGGAAAAACAGGAAGACAUGGAUUGGGAGGAUGAUUCUUUAGCUGCUGUUGAAGUCCUUGUUGCUGGUGUGCGAAUGGUAUACCCAGCAUGCUUCGUUCUAGUUCCCCAGACAGACAUCCCUACCCCUAGUACCGUAGGGGCAUCGCACUGUUCGACUACUUGCUUGGGUGUCCACCAAGUGCCUGCUUCCACAAGAGAUCCUGCCAUGUCUUCAGUAACUCUGACUCCACCGACAUCCCCAGAGGAAGUUCAAACAGUUGAUGCUCAAUCUGCCCAGAAGUGGGUGAAGUUCUCUUCAGUUUCUGAUGGAUUCAUCUCUGACAGUACCAGCCAUCAUGGUGGCAAAAUACCUAGAAAGCUGGCCAACCAAGUGGUGGACAGAGUUUGGCAAGAAUGCAAUAUGAACAGAGCACAGAACAAGAGGAAGUAUUCUGCUACAUCAAAUGGCUUGUGUGAUGAAGAGACAGCUGAAAAGAUAGCAUGCUGGGAUUUUGUUGAAGCCACGCAGAGGACAAAUUGCAAUUGUUCAAGGCACAAAAAUCUCAAACCAAGAAAUUCAGGUCAACAGGGGCAGGCACCACCUGUGGGCCAACAACAGCAAGCAGCUCCAAAGCACAAGACAAAUGAGAAGCAAGACAAAGGGGAUAAGCCACAGAAACGCCCUUUGACUCCUUUUCAUCAUCGUGUAUCUAUCAGUGACGAUGUUGCCAUGGAGGCAGAUUCAGCGAGUCAGAGGCUUGUGAUGACUGCACCAGACAGUCAAGUGAGAUUUUCAAAUAUCCGAACUAAUGAUGUAGCAAAGACUCCUCAGAUGCAUAAUGCUGAAAUGGCAAAUUCACCUCAGCCACCACCACUUAGUCCUCACCCGUGUGAUGUAGUUGAUGAAGGGGUAGCUAAAGCUCCUUCUACGCCUCAGAGUCAACAUUUCUACCAGAUGCCAACACCAGACCCCUUGGUUCCCACAAAAACAAUGGAAGACAGACUCGAUGGCUUGUCUCAGCCUUUUCCAGCUCAAUUUCCUGAAGUUAUAGAGCCUACAAUGUAUGUUGGUACUGCAGUGAAUUUGGAGGAAGAUGAAGCUGAUACUACUUGGAAGUAUUAUAGAGUUCCAAAGAAAAAGGAUGGGGAAUUCUUACCACCUCAGCUUCCAAAUGAUAAGUUGAGAGAUGAUCCAGUAAUACCUGCUGGACAGGAAAACCUAACAUCAGUUACAGAAUUAAUGGUGCAAUGUAGGAAACCUCUAAAGGUUUCAGAUGAACUGGUGCAAAAGUAUCAGAGUAAAAACCAGUACCUAGCAGCAGUAGCAACGGAAGCUGACCAGGAACCUGAAAUUGAUCCUUAUGCCUUUGUUGAUGGUGAUGUGGAAUUCUUAUUCCCUGAUAGUAAAAAAGAUAGGCAGAACAUUGAGAGGGAAGCUGGGAAGAAACACAAGGCUGAGGAUGGGACAUCUGGUGUUACAGUUUUAGCCCAUGAAGGAGAGGAUGCUAUGUCUCUAUUUAGUCCUUCUGUCAAGCAAGAUGCCCAACGUAUUGCUGCUCAUGCUCGCACUGCAUCAACUAGCCUAUUCCAUGAAACAGAUUUGGUGGUCUCUUAUACUGACCUUGACAAUCUCUUCAAUUCUGAUGAAGAUGAACUAACACCCGGAUCUAAAAGAACAGUGAAUGGCACUGAUGACAAAUCCAACUGCAAAGAGGCAAAAGCAGGAAAUCUAGACCCACUGUCAUGCAUAAGCACUGCAGAUCUCCAUAAAAUGUAUCCAACUCCACCUUCACUGGAACAACAUAUUAUGGGAUUUUCUCCAAUGAACAUGAAUAAUAAGGAAUAUGGCAGUAUGGACACUACACUUGGAGGAACAGUACUUGAAGGGAGUAGCUCGAGUGUGGGAGCUCAGUUCAGAAUUGAAGUAGAUGAGGGGUUUUGCAGCCCCAAACCUGCUGAAAUAAAGGAUUAUUCUUAUGUUUAUAAACCCGAGAAUUGUCAAGCUUUAGUGGGAUGUUCCAUGUUUGCACCACUGAAGACGCUUCCCAGCCAGUGUCUUCCUCCCAUCAAACUGCCAGAAGAAUGCAUUUAUCGCCAGAGCUGGGCUGUGGGAAAGUUGGAUUUACUUCCUCCAGGACCUGCCAUGCCAUUCAUCAAAGAUGGUGAUGGAAGCACUAUGGAUCAAGAGUAUGGCCCUGCAUACACACCACAAACUCAUACUCCAUUUGGGAUGCCACCAAGUAGCGCACCUCCCAGUAACAGUGGAGCUGGAAUUCUCCCUUCUCCUUCCACCCCUCGUUUCCCAACUCCUAGAACACCAAGGACUCCUCGAACCCCUCGUGGGGCUGGUGGACCUGCAAGUGCACAGGGUUCAGUCAAAUAUGAGAACUCUGAUUUAUACUCACCAGCUUCCACACCAUCAACAUGUAGACCGCUUAAUUCUGUUGAACCUGCAACUGUGCCUUCCAUUCCAGAGGCACACAGUCUUUAUGUGAAUCUCAUCCUCUCAGAGUCUGUAAUGAAUCUCUUCAAAGACUGUAACUUUGACAGCUGCUGCAUAUGUGUUUGCAAUAUGAACAUCAAAGGUGCUGAUGUUGGAGUUUACAUUCCUGAUCCAACACAAGAGGCCCAGUAUAGAUGUACCUGUGGUUUCAGUGCUGUUAUGAAUAGAAAAUUUGGCAACAGUUCUGGACUGUUUCUUGAAGAUGAAUUGGAUAUUCUAGGACGUAAUACAGAGUGCGGCAAAGAAGCAGAAAAACGCUUUGAAGCUCUCAGAGCUACUUCUAUUGAACAUGGCAGUGGAGGACUGAAAGAGCCUGAGAAGCUGCCUGAUGACUUAAUACUGCUGCUGCAGGAUCAGUGCACCAACUUGUUCUCACCGUUUGGAGCAGCAGAUCAAGAUUCCAUUCCCAAAGUUGGUGCAGUUAGCAACCUGGUACGUGUAGAAGAAAGGGAUUGUUGCAAUGACUGCUACUUAGCCUUGGAACAUGGACGGCAGUUCAUGGACAAUAUGUCAGGAGGGAAAGUUGAUGAAGCACUUGUGAAAACUACUUGCUUGCACCACUGGUCAAAAAGAAACGUUGUGGAUGUGAGCAUGCAGUGUUCCCAGGACAUCCUCCGCAUGCUCCUCUCGCUCCAGCCCGUUCUUCAGGAUGCAAUUCAGAAGAAGCGGACGGUCCGGUCCUGGGGUGUGCAGGGGCCCCUCACGUGGCAGCAGUUCCACAAGAUGGCUGGCAGAGGCUCUUACGGAACUGAUGAGUCCCCGGAACCACUGCCAAUCCCAACAUUUUUGUUGGGAUACGAUUAUGAUUUUCUGGUGCUGUCUCCAUUUGCAUUGCCGUAUUGGGAGAGGCUGAUGCUGGAACCUUAUGGAUCUCAAAGAGAUGUUGCUUAUGUUGUGGUGUGCCCUGAGAAUGAGGCUCUUCUGAAUGGAGCAAAAAGCUUCUUUAGGGAUCUGACUGCAAUAUAUGAGUCAUGCAGGCUUGGUCAGCACAGACCUAUCUGUAAGUUACUGCCUGAUGGGAUCAUGCGAGUUGGACCUACUGCUUCAAAGAAGCUUUCUGAGAAGCUGGUCACAGAGUGGUUCUCACAGACUGCUAAUGCCAACAAUGAAGCGUUUUCCAAACUCAAACUAUAUGCUCAAGUUUGCAGAUACGAGCUGGGUCCUUAUCUUGCCUCUCAGCCUUUGGACAAUUCUUUACUUUCCCAAAUAAAUCUGGUCCCUCCCUCCAGCCAGCCAGCCUCUGCUCUGCCCCCAGUGACAGCUAACACUGGAAAUCCUAACACUCCAUCAUCUGCUCCUGCAGCUCCCACCAGUAGUACUAUUACAGUGACAUCAAACAGUGCCAUGUCUUCUGCAGCUACUACAGCUAAUUCGACAUUGACUACCACUGCCCCAUCGUCCUCUUCUGCCAACCUAGGCAGUGGGAUCCCAACAAGCAAGCCUUCUUCAUUUCCACCUUUUAGCAGUAUGAACAAUACCACUUCUGCCUCCCUGCCCACUCAGGCUGCAACAGUCCAAAAUGGGCAAACAGGAGGACAGCAGCAACAGCCAACACUGCAAACAGCUGGGAUGUCUGGAGAUGCUACUUCAGCGCCUGCACAGCCCCACCCAGAAGUUUCUGAAAGCACUAUGGAUCGUGAUAAAGUUGGAGUCCCUACAGAUGGAGAUUCACAUGCUAUCACCUAUCCACCUGCAAUUGUAGUUUACAUUAUUGAUCCUUUUACAUAUGAAAAAAAGGAUGAGAACAGCAGCUCAUCUAGUUUAUGGACACUUGGACUUCUGCGCUGCUUUUUAGAGAUGGUUCAGGUUCUUCCUCCUAACAUCAAGAACAUAAUUUCUGUGCAGAUUGUCCCGUGUCAGUACCUUCUCCAACCUGUGAAACAUGAGGAGCGGCAGAUUUACACUCAGCAUUUAAAAUCUCUGGCAUUUUCAGCUUUUACUCAGUGUCGGAGACCUCUUCCAACUUCCACCAAUGUGAAAACAUUAACUGGCUUUGGCCCAGGUUUAGCCAUGGAAACGGCUCUUAAGAGCCCUGAUAGACCUGAGUGUAUUCGACUGUACACCCCUCCUUUUAUACUGGCUCCAGUAAAGGACAAGCAAACAGAACUAGGAGAAACUUUUGGAGAAGCUGGCCAGAAGUAUAACGUGCUUUUUGUAGGCUACUGUUUGUCUCACGAUCAACGAUGGCUUCUUGCAUCUUGUACAGAUCUCUAUGGAGAACAGUUAGAAACUUGCAUAAUUAAUAUUGAUGUACCAAACAGAGCUCGCAGGAAAAAGGGUUCUGCCCGCAGACUUGGUCUUCAGAAACUCUGGGAAUGGUGCCUGGGACUUGUGCAGAUGAGCUCUUUGCCAUGGAGAGUUGUAAUAGGCCGCUUAGGAAGAAUAGGACAUGGGGAAUUAAAAGACUGGAGUUGCUUGCUGAGUCGCCGAAACCUUCAGUCCCUUAGCAAGAGACUAAAAGACAUGUGCAGAAUGUGUGGUAUCUCUGCUGCGGACUCCCCCAGCAUUCUCAGUGCUUGUUUGGUGGCAAUGGAACCACAGGGGUCCUUCAUUAUUAUGCCAGAUUCUGUAUCGACUGGCUCCGUAUUUGGACGUAGCACCACUUUAAACAUGCAGACAUCUCAGCUGAACACCCCACAGGACACAUCAUGCACUCAUAUACUUGUGUUUCCCACAUCUGCAUCUGUGCAAGUAGCAUCGUCAACUUACACCACUGAAAACUUGGAUCUGGCCUUUAACACAAACAAUGAUGGAGCAGAUGGAAUGGGAAUCUUUGACUUGUUAGACACUGGAGAUGAUCUUGAUCCUGAUAUUAUAAAUAUUCUUCCUGCAUCCCCUACUGGAUCCCCUGUACAUUCUCCAGGGUCCCACUACCCCCAUGGAGGUGAUAUGGGCAAGGGUCAAGGUACAGAUCGAUUGCUUUCAACAGAAUCUCAUGAUGAAGUAACAAAUAUACUGCAACAGCCAUUGGCCCUUGGCUAUUUUGUGUCAACUGCCAAAGCAGGUCCGUUGCCUGACUGGUUCUGGUCAGCGUGCCCUCAAGCACAAAAUCAGUGUCCCUUGUUUCUUAAGGCCUCUUUGCACCUCCACGUGCCUUCAGUGCAAUCAGACGAGCUACUGCACAGUAAACACUCCCAUCCACUUGAUUCUAAUCAAACUUCUGAUGUGCUCAGGUUUGUUCUGGAACAGUACAAUGCACUCUCCUGGCUAACCUGUGAUCCUGCGACCCAGGACAGACGGUCAUGUCUCCCAGUUCAUUUUGUGGUGCUGAAUCAGUUGUAUAACUUUAUCAUGAAUAUGCUGUGAUCUUCAUCUGACGUUUGCAAGACAAAAAUGAGGAAAAGGGAUAUUUCACUGCAGGACUAAGUUAUAAAUCUUCUCAGUGCAAGUUGUUUGUGAUGGGGUAUGAAUCUUGUUACUUGGAGCAAAUAUUGGUGUGACUUGUGAGAGGGGCAGCUAUCACCCUGCUGUCUUUGAGUCAUUGACUAUGGGGGACACUUUAGAAUGAUGAUCCGAAAGUGUAUUAUAACAUUUUUAGUAGCAAAAUUAACCAUUUUUCCCCAGCCACAGUAUUUGUGAAGAGUAAUGAGCCAUAGUACCCAGUCAUGGUUAAUGAAUAUUAAAAGCAUGGAAAUGAGAAGAAACAUGAGGAACAAUUAAGUUUCAACCUAUGGCUUCAGAACAUCAAGAUGUUCUUGUAUUGGAUUAUAGUACCUAGUAUUCAAAAAUGCCUGCAUCUCUUAUUUAUUGUAAGUUUUUAAAUGUAUAAAUUGUCUUAUAUUUCUUAACCUCUUUUAUAAAAAUUUUCCUAGAAGGUUUAUACUGCCUUCUUGCUUUAAAGCAAUUGGUCUAA
Nestor notabilis (Kea) is the source of this 7087-nucleotide messenger RNA. RefSeq names its product mediator complex subunit 13 (gene MED13). The record is from RefSeq and is a predicted model, not a curated record. Bases 1 to 6540 code for a protein of 2179 amino acids. Gene Ontology annotation, molecular function: transcription coregulator activity. Gene Ontology annotation, cellular component: mediator complex. Gene Ontology annotation, biological process: regulation of transcription by RNA polymerase II. NCBI's taxonomy places the organism in Eukaryota, Metazoa, Chordata, Aves, Psittaciformes, Psittacidae. The transcript is spliced from 30 exons.